AUGUGGACAGAACAAAUCUGGGCCGGACACUGGAUCAAGGAGGGCCUGACAAGUGUAGGAAAGUGUUUUGCCAAGCAAGAGCCCGGGAAAUAUCACAAUCAACAUCGGCGCCGUCGACACGUCAUGUCCUGCGCAGCGUCCGUGGUUCGAUGCGGGGCAACCCGCGCCCAGAUCGGCGUGAGCCUUCUCUCCCGUCGCGUCGACGCUAACCGCGUCGCAAUUCGCCCCGUGCGCGCCAAAGCCGUCCCGACUGGCGCGGACGUGGAGAACGGCACUAUCGACCUCGUCGUCAGCACGGAGGAGGCGAGGCGAACGCUCCAGUUCGACAAGGUGAUCCUGGACGAGCGCGAGGGACCGGUGAUAUUCGUCACCGGCGUCGCCAUCGGCAGCGCCGCGGAGGCCGCCGGCGUCACCCCGGGUCAGCGGCUCGUCGCGGUCUCGGACCCGGUGAACGACGGCGAGCUCUGGUUCAUCGACGGCACGGAGCGAUUGGCAUUCGUCAACGACGCCAUCCGGAGCACCCGCGCGUACGAGUGCACGGUCGUCGUGGAGAGCGAGGUGAGCGUGACCAAGGCGGCGGUGGACGCCGUGAGGGGGCCCCCCAGCGACGAGGAGAGGGAGAGGGACGAGCAGAGGCGGAGGAACGCGGCGAAGGCGGACCUCGGCGUCCCUCCGGCGCCUCCCCAGAAGAAGCGCGAGAGGGAGGACCUCUACUCCGACAACUGGGCCGGAGACGAGUACACCGGCGGGACGUGGAACGAGCUGACGGUGGGAAUCGCCAUCUUCGUGGCUGUUCCCGCGCUCAUCCUGACCCUGGGGGUGACCACGCGGGGGGUCCUGUGGGACACCGGCGGCUUCUUCUGAGUUGACGUGUUGAAACUUGAAAUAUGAAAUGUUUAAGGCAAUUAC
Micromonas commoda is the source of this 909-nucleotide messenger RNA. RefSeq lists its product with no specific name. The record is from RefSeq and is a predicted model, not a curated record. The coding region runs from base 1 to 864 and encodes 287 amino acids. NCBI's taxonomy places the organism in Eukaryota, Viridiplantae, Chlorophyta, Mamiellophyceae, Mamiellales, Mamiellaceae. The transcript has a single exon.